CACCACUCCGAUGAAUACUUUAUAGAAAAAAAGUCUCAUCUGCAGCAGGAUAAACGCUGAUAAGAGGGCAAUUUGUUUAUUUUCACGUCAGUUAAAAUAAAAUUCGCUGCCCAAAGAGAAAGCACUAGAACGACGGCAAGACAAGCAAUUAUUCUAACAUUAGCGACAAUCCCUGAAUACCGCUCGGUCGUGGCGGCGACAACAACAACAACAACAACCAAAGCCAAAAAGCAAAAUACACAAUUUGGCCCAAAGUGGUGGCUGCGACAGGAUGUGGGACUCGUCAAUGUUUCUGAGCACAUUGACGCCAAAGUUUUAUGUAGCGCUCACAGGCACCUCGAGCUUAAUAUCGGGCCUCAUACUUAUUUUCGAAUGGUGGUAUUUUCGCAAAUACGGCACCUCAUUUAUUGAACAAGUAUCGAUCAAUCACAUUAGCCCCUGGAUCAAUGGAAACGAUGCACAAUCAGACAAUGGCAGCGGCAGCAGCACCAGCAGCGGCUCCAGCAGCAGCAGCAGUGGCGGUGGGAACGGGGGUGGUGGCGGGAACGGUGCAGGCGGGGGCGGCAAUUCGACCACCUCAACCGGAACACCCGAAUGUAAGGUAUGGCGCAAUCCGUUGAAUCUGUUUCGUGGCGCCGAAUACCAACGCUUCUUCUGGGCAACCAGCAAAGAGCCGCUCACCUAUUACGAUAUGAACCUGAGUGCCCAGGACCAUCAGACGUUCUUCACCUGUGAGGGUGAUGCACGCAAGGAGGAGUAUGAAAUAAUGCAGACAGCGUGGCGUGAACGCAAUCCCAUGCAACGCAUCAAAUCCGCACACAAUGCGCUCGAGAUCAAUGCCGAAUGCGCACCGGCAUAUAUACUGCUCGCCGAGGAGGAGGCCAUGACCAUAGUGGAGGCCGAGAAAAUACUCAAGACGGCGCUGAAGGUGGCCGAAAUUAAUUACCGCAAAUCGCAGGCAACCCAGCACCAGGGCGCCAUAGCCGACGGGGUGCAUCGGCGCGACACAAAUGUCCUGAUCUACAUUAAACGCCGCCUGGCCAUGUGCGCCCGAAAGCUGGGCAAGCUCAAGGAGGCGGCCAAAAUGUUUCGCGAUCUCACCAAGGAGAUACCAUCGAUAAUGAGCGUGCUAAACAUACACGAGAAUCUCAUCGAAACGCUGCUGGAGAUGCAGGCCUACGCCGAUUGCCAUGCAAUACUGGCCAAAUACGAUGACAUCUCGCUGCCGAAAUCGGCGACCAUUUGUUAUACGGCCGCGCUGCUCAAGGCACGCGCCGUCGCUGACAAAUUCUCACCGGACAUUGCAUCGAAGCGUGGCCUAAGUCCGGCCGAGAUGAGCGCCGUUGAGGCCAUACAUCGGGCUGUUGAAUUCAAUCCGCAUGUGCCCAAAUAUUUACUGGAAACAAAGCCCUUAAUUCUGCCGCCAGAGCAUAUACUGAAGCGUGGCGAUUCUGAGGCCUUGGCCUAUGCAUUCUUCCAUUUAAAGCACUGGAAACAGGUCGAGGGUGCACUGAAUCUCCUGCACUGCACUUGGGAGGGCACAUUCCGUAUGCUGCCAUAUCCGUUAGAGCGCGGACAUCUCUUCUAUCCAUAUCCGACGUGCACCGAGUGCGCCGAUCGUGAACUUCUGCCGGCCUUUCAUGAGGUCUCCGUCUAUCCGAAAAAGGAGUUGCCCUUCUUUAUACUCUUCACGGCGGGCCUGUGCUCGUUCACCGCCCUACUGGCCCUGCUCACGCAUCAAUAUCCGGAGCCCAUGGGCCUGCUGGCACAGACCGUACUUACCUGGAUAUUGUAUCCGAUACAGUUGCUCAAGGAGCGCAUCGAGGCAUUCUGGCCGUGCAAUUUGCUGCAGCAAUUGUCGCGUGUCUAAAAUAUAGCUAACCGAAACGACGCCAACGCACACAACAUGCACACCCACACACACACACACGUACACACACACGCACACCCAUACACCGAACUAAGAUCAGGCAUACGACGGGAUGCUCUCAAUGCAUCUCAAGAGAAGAAAACCAACCCAAGCUACAAAAGAGAACUCAUACAAAAACAUGCAAACAUAUACAUACCUAUAUAUAUAUACACACAUAUAUAUAUAUAUAUAUAUACAUAUAUUUUGGAUCUUUGUCUGUGUUUCGUGAAAUAAUAAAAGAAAAGCAAGUAUAAACAAUUUUCCAAUUUAAAUUGAGACAAACAAACAAAAUUCAAUUCAAUUAUUUCGCUGAUUUGUUCCUAUAGUUAUAGUUAAUGAGCUAGAUCGGUCCGAUCGUUCGAGAAUAUCGUAAGAAGUAAUUCAUUAAUUGCCACUAAUUGAUGUGUUUUUGUGUGUGUUUCAGCUUGGCGCUCAUGUAUUUUGCUUUUAAGUUUUAUUUAAAUACGAUUAGUUUAUGUACGACAAAUAUAUACGAAAUU
Molecule: messenger RNA, 2409 nt
Organism: Drosophila novamexicana
Lineage: Eukaryota; Metazoa; Arthropoda; Insecta; Diptera; Drosophilidae
Product: protein ST7 homolog
Exons: 2
Coding region: 272-1870 (532 amino acids)
Source: RefSeq, a predicted model, not a curated record